Molecule: messenger RNA, 2349 nt
Organism: Colletotrichum acutatum
Lineage: Eukaryota; Fungi; Ascomycota; Sordariomycetes; Glomerellales; Glomerellaceae
Product: RNA recognition domain-containing protein
Exons: 4
Coding region: 1-2349 (782 amino acids)
Biological process (GO): protein ubiquitination
Cellular component (GO): CCR4-NOT complex
Molecular function (GO): ubiquitin-protein transferase activity; RNA binding
Source: RefSeq, a predicted model, not a curated record
AUGGCACCCCAAGACACAUUCAUCGACGAGGAGGAUGAUACAUGCCCGUUAUGUAUCGAGGAGUUCGACCUCUCAGAUCGGAAUUUCCGACCAUGCCCUUGCGGCUACCAGGUGUGCCAGUUCUGCUUCAAUAAUAUCAAGAACAACAUGAACGGCCUGUGUCCUGCAUGCCGAAGACCUUAUGACGAGAAGACAAUCCAGUGGAAGGUUGUCACUACGGAAGAGGUCGCCGAGUUCCGAGCAAACAUCCAGAAGAACCAGAAGAAGCGAGCUGUGGAACAAAAGCAAAAGGAGGUUCAGAAGCGCGAGGUUGAGAAGGAAAACCGCAAAAACCUUAUUGGCGUCCGGGUCGUUCAGAAGAACCUGGUUUACGUGACCGGUCUGACACCUACAGUGCGAGAGGACGAAUUACUCAAGACGCUUCGCAAGCCCGAAUUCUUCGGUCAAUACGGCAACAUUCUGAAAAUCUCGAUUAGCAGUCGGAAGAGCCAGGACGGCCAACACCAGUCUCUCGGAAUUUAUGUGACUUUCGAGAAGAAGGAAGACGCCCAACGUUGCAUCCAGGCUGUCAACGGUUCUCAGAAUGGCGAUCGCGUUCUCAGAGCUCAGCUCGGUACUACCAAGUACUGCUCGGCCUGGCUGCGGCACGAGCAGUGCACCAACAGGCAGUGCAUGUUCUUGCAUGAGCUGGGUGACGAGGAAGACAGCUACACUAGACAGGAUCUAUCCUCGAUGAACAGCAUCAGCUCUCAGCGGCCCCUCCCGGGAGGUGGUUCCUCCAGCAGUGGAGGCGGACCGUCUCGCACCGCUUCUCGACAACAGAACACCGCACCGCCUGCGGCUCCCGCUUCUCAACCGAUGGCACGAUCGUCAAGCAAGGACGGCUCCGAGAAUGGCGGCGACGGACCAGCUCUGCCUGCCUCUGCCAACUGGGCAAGAAAUCCUCAGCGCAGUCGCCGGGGAAGCCACGCCACUAGUGGCGCCGCUUCAAGCCCUGCAAUCUCGACAGCUCUUCCCGUUACCACCGAGGCAGUACCCGAGGCCAUCGACGAAACCCCCUCGAGAAAGGAAACCCCCGCACCCCCGACCGAGACCAAGGCCCCGAAGCCGGCCGCUCCUGCUGACAACCGAAAGUCCAACAGCCUUCCAGAGAAUCUGCUCAGACAGUUGCUCAAGGCUAUGCAGGGCUGUCCUUUCUCAUACCAUGCGCCGGAUACGAACCAGCUCGAGACGAUUUACCCUCCCAUGUUCGACACCCGCGGAGGCGAGAAGAGAAGAGCCAUGCGCGAAGAAGAGGAAUCACGCCUCGGCGUAGACCAGGAGCAACAAAGCGAACCCCAGGAGGCCUCGGAAGGCGAGCCGGAGACUGGAGGCAGUCUGGCGCUCGGUGGCGAGCCCGAAGACCGAGACGUUGCUCGCGACGUCGUCUUCGAGCAGCGUAGACCUGGCACCCAGCCUCCCAUCCAGCGCAACAACAACGAUGGUCCUUUCGGUCCCGCACUUGGCUCUGGAUUCGGUCAAGCUUCCGUGUCUGCUAGCUCUGUUGGUGGCAGCCGUUCCAUGACACCUCAACAACAGCUCUUCGUUAGAUCUCAGAGCGGCUUUGGCGAUCACCUGCCUCCAGGCAUUCCAACUGCGCAGCCUUCUGCGGUACAGCAACAAGGUGGCGGCCACAACAGACAAGGAUCUAGGUUCAGCUUUGCUAAUGACACCGCCGGCACUUCAGCUUCAGUCAAGGUUGCCGCCAACCCAAGAAUCAUGGCUCAACAGACGGCCAUGAUGCCUUCCGCUUUCCACUCGCAGCCCGGCAGCCAGUAUUAUGCAUCCUCCAUGCCCGGACCUCCUCCAGGUCUCAAGUCGACAGGAACUCCCCCGAAUAUGUUUGGACAGGGCCAGUUCGGUGGCGCCUUUGGUGCGACUUCCAAGGAUUCCGCCGAGCUUCUCCAGACGUUGAUCCGGGGUCGGGGAACCAAUGGACAGGGUCAUGAUGCUGGUAAGCGUGAGUACAUGUUAUCUUCUUUCUCUAAUCAGUACCCAUCCUCUACCUCCUCCACCCCAGCUCCUGCUUCGGGCCUCCUGGCGUCGCUCUACGGUAAUCAGCCUGGAGCAUUCCAAGACUUCGGUCCCAAGCAGAAGAAGAAGGGGAAGAAGCACAGACAUGCUAACACUUCCUCCUCUGGAGGAGGUGGCCUAGUUGAUCUUGCGGACCCGAGUAUCCUGCAAGCGAGAAUGCAACACCAGUCGCAGAGCAACGCCGGAGUCGGACAGGGACUGUUCGGUGGACAGAGCCAAGGUGGGUACAACCCGAACAUGAUGUACAAUACGCGUUUCCCAGGCGCAGGCUGGUAG